AUGGACAGAAAUAGCGUAUCUUCUUUUGAAAUAGAUGAUGGUUUGGAAGGUGUAGACGAUUUCACAAAUGAACCAAACCCAUUUGAUGACGCCAAUAGAUUCAAUGGUGAUACUGCUAUUGCUUCUGACAGAGUAGAAAGUGAUUCAGCUAUAAAAAAUAAGCAACAGGGACAAGAACAAGAACCAAUCGUACCUCCUCCUUCAUAUACAGAACCUGUAAGAAUCGACCAACCUUCUUCAAAUGAGACAUUGCCUCCAGGGUUAUUAAACUACUAUUCAAGAUAUUUCCAAUUGACUACAGAUGAUUUUAAAAACAGACUUUAUGACUCUAUAUCCUUCAAAAACAAGUUACAAGAUGUCGAAGGUAACGCAGAAUCAGAAGAGAACAAAACUGACCUUUAUGGUGCCAUUUGGAUUACAGCUACUUUAGUAAUGGUCCAGUACGUCACAAAAGGUUUUAUUGGUUUGAUCGUAGAUGAUAUUGUUCAAGGGAUUAAAAAUGAUACUGCCUAUGAUCGUAAGGAAACAUUCCUAGGGCUAAUCCAUUCCAUUUGGCUAUUCUAUGGUUACGUUUUCAUAGUCCCCUUUAUCAGCAUUCAGAUCUUACGUAGAGAUGAAAAUACAAAGUUUAAAAGUGUAAUUGAUCUGAUAUCUGUAUAUGGUUACGCAAAUACUAAUUGGAUACCAAUAUUUAUCAUUGAAGAUAUUUUGCAAAGGUUUAAUACUUCAAAAAUAGUGUAUAUCGUACAAUGGGCAAUCUUAGCCAUCGGUUCUGCUAAGACUGGCAUACAUCUGUAUAAAAAAUUAGACAAUGGUUCAAAUUCAAAAUUAUCUUUAUCAACUAUAAUAAUUUUAUCCCUUCAUACUGCUUUCUCAAUUGCAGCUAUGUUUAUCCUUUUCUAA
Molecule: messenger RNA, 903 nt
Organism: Vanderwaltozyma polyspora DSM 70294
Lineage: Eukaryota; Fungi; Ascomycota; Saccharomycetes; Saccharomycetales; Saccharomycetaceae
Gene: YIP5
Product: Yip5p
Exons: 1
Coding region: 1-903 (300 amino acids)
Biological process (GO): vesicle-mediated transport
Cellular component (GO): Golgi apparatus
Molecular function (GO): small GTPase binding
Source: RefSeq, a predicted model, not a curated record